Messenger RNA from Cladophialophora psammophila CBS 110553, 213 nucleotides. RefSeq lists its product as uncharacterized. The transcript has a single exon. The record is from RefSeq and is a predicted model, not a curated record. Bases 1 to 213 code for a protein of 70 amino acids. NCBI's taxonomy places the organism in Eukaryota, Fungi, Ascomycota, Eurotiomycetes, Chaetothyriales, Herpotrichiellaceae.
AUGGGCAGGUUCGAAGGAAAAGUUCCUUCCGUCACCGACGGUGCAUUUGGCAUGGGCCUUGCCGCCGUGGAGCUGCUGGCCCAAGAAAGCGCAAAAGUUGCUUUGGCGGAUAUCCAAUGGGAGCUUGCACAGAAGAAUGCAAAGUCGCUAAGUGAUUCUGUCCUCCCAUUUCACUUGAACGAGGGAGAUGCAAAUCUGCCAACGAAGCCAUAA